AUGUCUGAAAGGAAUUGCGAUGUUCAAAAUAACAGUAAUAAGCAAAACAAUUGUGAAGCGAAACCUGAAAAUGGAAAUAAAACUAGUAAUGAUUUUGAUUGUAAAACAAAAGUGUGUGAAAAACCCUUAGCUCUGGAUGAUGUUCUUACAAAUGAACUAGGUCAGUUUGGAUGGUUCCAGAUGAGGAACAUUCUCUUGGCAGCUUUGCCUAUUAUGAUUUGUGGUCUGGGACACGAGUAUAUAUUCUCAGCAGCUGUUACACCGCACAGAUGUCGGAUACCGGAAUGUGGUGAAACGGAAAAAUUACACGAAUAUCAUCCUAAAUGGAUAAAAAAUGCGAUACCAGGAACUGGUUCAGGGUUUGCCAGCUGUGAAAGGUACGCUCCUGUAGACCUUGGCUUUAAUGGAACCUUGGAAUCUUGUCCCGAAAAUCUGUUCAAUAAGUCUGUGACUAUUGCUUGCGAUGGUUUUGUGUACGCCAAGGAUAACACAGUCGUACAAGAAUUUGACCUUGGAUGUCAAGAAUGGUUACGGGCACUAGCGGGCACUUUGUACAACAUCGGGACAGUCUUUGUGCUGCCCAUCACCGGUUAUAUCUCGGACCGCUAUGGCCGAAGGAUAGCCUUAAUAGUGAACAUCUUCAAUGUGGGUCUUUUUGGCUUUAUCAGAUCUUUUUCUGUCAAUUACACAAUGUACUUGGCUUUUCAAAUUUUACAGACUACUCUUGGGUCUGGUGCCUAUAGCGCUGCUUAUAUCUUUGUUACUGAACUCGUUGGGCCAAAUUACCGAGUUCUUACGAGCGCUACUUCAAUUUCAUUGUUUGCGAUAGGAGAAAUUAUACUCGGCAGCGUGGCUUGGCUGAUCUCACCGUGGCGUUACAUGCUCAUGGCUAUAAAUAUUCCAUGCUUCUUCAUCGUCUCAUAUUACUGGCUAUCGACAGAGAGUGUACGAUGGCUGCUUUCAAAAAAGAAGUACAAGGAGGCAAAGGAAAUAUUGUUUACAGUGGCGAGGGUAAAUAAGACACAUAUCAGUGAAAAGUCUCUGGAUGCACUUAUGAAUCCCCCGCGACCUUUCGCUCCGGCUGCACUCUGUGCUGGCGGUCCUGGUUUAAUUCGUACAGUCAUGCGUUCUCCAGUUUUACUCAGAAGAGUGUGCACGGUACCAGUUUGGUGGAUCACUACAACCUUUAUCUUCUACGGACUCUCCAUCAACUCCACCGGUCUCUCUGACACCAUCUACCUGAACUACAUCUUGACUUGUGCCAUCGAGAUUCCGGGCUACUUUACAGCUGCUCUAGUUUUAGACAGAAUCGGAAGAAAAGCCACCGUGUCUUCAGGUUUCAUCUUUAGUGCUGCGUGCAACUUAGUUUUUAUCUUUGUUCCCCCAGAUUUCACCAUUCCACGGCUGAUUGUGUAUUUGCUUGGAAAGUUCGGCAUAUCGGCGGUGGCGGCAUCUGUGUAUUUGUACACAUCAGAGCUGUAUCCCACUGAGUUCAGACAUACUUUACUUGCAUUCUCUUCCACGAUUGGUCGGAUCGGGUCUAUCACAGCACCUCUCACACCAGUACUUAUGAACUAUUGGCAUGGCAUCCCAUCUUUGCUGUUUGGUAGCAUGGGUAUCAUCGCUGGUCUCCUCGUACUCACGCAGCCAGAGACCCUCGGCUGCAAGAUGCCUGACACUCUAGCUGAAGCGGAAGCUAUUGCAAAUCCAGAGUCCAAAAAUAAUAUUAGCCUAGUUGAUAUUUGA
Molecule: messenger RNA, 1746 nt
Organism: Pararge aegeria (speckled wood butterfly)
Lineage: Eukaryota; Metazoa; Arthropoda; Insecta; Lepidoptera; Nymphalidae
Product: solute carrier family 22 member 7-like
Exons: 7
Coding region: 1-1746 (581 amino acids)
Biological process (GO): transmembrane transport
Cellular component (GO): membrane
Molecular function (GO): transmembrane transporter activity
Source: RefSeq, a predicted model, not a curated record